AUGUCACGCAUGCCCUGUGCCCGUCCAACGCCUCCCUCUCCCGGUUCCUAUUCCCAUUGGAUGGCGGUUGGCAAUCGGGAGGGACGGAUGGGGGCCACCUCGUCAGGUCCCCUGGGGCACAUCAUGCAAUGUCAAGUGCAAUGCAAGCUACACGCCCAACAAGCCGUGCCAGCGUUGCUCAAAGCUCGGCAUCCAGAAGUCCAAACCAUCAAGAAUGCCGUCAACCCGAGCCCCGUCUCCGCCGCCGGCGUCCUACCCCCGUCCGCCCUGCCGCUACCGCUACCGAGCCCGAGCACCGCCUACCCCGGAGCCGCCAGCGCCUUCUCAGACCACCGGCCGCCCCCCUCCGCCUCGAGGGUGAGCCUGCCGGCCCUUUCUCCCGUCCACCAGCCUCAUCAGCCGGAGCAGGUCCCGACGCCGACCCUCACGUCGCACACGACGCCCACGGGACCCGCGAGGCAACCCGCCCAACCGAGGGCUCUGGGGUCUAAGGUCCUGUCUGGCGAGGAUAUCGACUUUUACUUUGACCACUACUUUGAGCACUUCCACCCCUACUUCCCCAUCGUCCGCUCGCAGGACCCGGACAAGCUGUACAAGCAGAGCCCGACUCUCUUCUGGACCCUCAUCGCCAUCUCCUCGCGGCGGUACACGCGCGACGCCGGCCUCUUCCCCUUUCUCAUCGAGAACCUGCCAAGGGAGGUCUGGGCUGCCGUCUCGAACCCGCCCAUCAGCUUGUCCACCAUCGAUGCCCUGCUCGUCCUUUGCACCUGGCCCUUACCCUCCAUCCGCUUCCUCAACGACCCGUCGUCCUCGUACGUCGCCAUCGCGCAGAACGCCGCGCUGCAGCUGGGCUUGCACACGGGCCGCGGCACUCACCCAGAGUUCUGCAUCGGGCCGAACCGGCAGACCGACAUUACCGACGAGGAGGCGUGUUUUACGUGGAUGGGAUAUAAUAUCCAGGCUCAGAGAGUCGCCUCAAGUAAUGGUUUCCCGCCCCCGGCCGGCUUCUUCAACGAAGCCGUCAACAGGGCUGCCGGCGGAAGAUCUCUCCCCGAUGCCCUGGGUUACUUUGGCCUGCUAUAUGAGAUGCAAAAGUUCUCCAACAGGCUGAGCCGGACCAUCUUCUCCGUCGCUGAGGAAGGCGAGGGCGUGCCGGACACCGUCAUUCAACUAUUGGAAGAUGAGCUGAACAAGCUGAAGCAGCUACAGUCUCGACAUAACUCUGACCUCGACCUCUUCACCAUCCUGGCAGUCCAGUUCGAGCUCCAAACCUACUACUUCACCCCCCUCUCAACCGUAGACAAACCCACCUUCCGCCACAACGUAAACCGCGCCUACAGCACCGCCCAGGCCCUCAUCAACCUCUCCCUCCGCCUCGACGCCUCGCACCGCUUCCUGCUACACGCCCCGCAACACGUCUUCCGCACCAUCCUCGACGCCGUCGCCGUGGUGUUUGACGUCCUCGCCUCGGGCCACGCGACGGACGUCGAGCUCGCCAACGCGGACGUGUCCAUCAAGAACGCCCAGGAGGCCCUGCGGCGCUGCUCCGUGCAGGAGGGCGACUUUGCCAUGCGAGCGCUGCGCAUGUCGGAGAGCUAUUGGACUCUGCGGCACAUGAUGCCCAAGCUCGAGGCGCCCAUAUCGCAGUACCCUCACCGUACCGGCGCCGUCAUCGCGUUUGGGACGUUGAGGAGGUGGAAAAAGGUGCUUGAUGAGGCGCGGGUCGGGCAGAGCGGGGCCGGUGGUGGGCACGGCGUGGGGGGGCCCGGGGGCACGGCGUCGACGCGUGAGUGCAGGGGGGGUCGGGGGUUCGGUGUGAGUAUUACUGACCUUGUGGCAGCGGCGGCGACGGAUGGGAACGCGAGCGUCGUGCCGACGAGUGACCUGCUGCAGGAUAUCGACUGGUCGAUGCUGAUGGACGACUUUGACUGGACCGCUGGGGGCGGGGGAGAGCCGAAUUUCCUCGGUCUUUCAUAG
Colletotrichum orchidophilum is the source of this 1977-nucleotide messenger RNA. RefSeq lists its product as uncharacterized. The transcript is spliced from 6 exons. Gene Ontology annotation, molecular function: DNA-binding transcription factor activity, RNA polymerase II-specific; transcription cis-regulatory region binding. Bases 1 to 1977 code for a protein of 658 amino acids. Gene Ontology annotation, biological process: regulation of DNA-templated transcription. Gene Ontology annotation, cellular component: nucleus. The record is from RefSeq and is a predicted model, not a curated record. Lineage: Eukaryota; Fungi; Ascomycota; Sordariomycetes; Glomerellales; Glomerellaceae.